Messenger RNA from Dibothriocephalus latus, 252 nucleotides. The record is from the annotation of a GenBank genome assembly. Lineage: Eukaryota; Metazoa; Platyhelminthes; Cestoda; Diphyllobothriidea; Diphyllobothriidae.
UUCGACAAUCUCCCCGAUAAUUUGACCGAGGACGAGAUUGCUGACAUGCUAAACGACCUGGAAAUACUGGAGCAGGAGCUAAUGGACCAAAUCCCACCGACAAAAGUGGCACAGACUCGUCUUGAACGGCGAACCUAUCGACCGGGCGUUGACCUUUGCAGAGAUGGGCCCCAAUAUGGCCUGACUGAUGAGGUGAAGCAGUUGGAGAGCACACGCCAGGCCCUCUUAAUGAAACAACAUGAGGCCAGGUGA